Molecule: messenger RNA, 3130 nt
Organism: Aethalodelphis obliquidens (Pacific white-sided dolphin)
Lineage: Eukaryota; Metazoa; Chordata; Mammalia; Artiodactyla; Delphinidae
Gene: PIGP
Product: phosphatidylinositol glycan anchor biosynthesis class P
Exons: 5
Coding region: 129-569 (146 amino acids)
Biological process (GO): GPI anchor biosynthetic process
Cellular component (GO): endoplasmic reticulum
Molecular function (GO): phosphatidylinositol N-acetylglucosaminyltransferase activity
Source: RefSeq, a predicted model, not a curated record
GGUUGCCUUGGCGACUCGGCCUUUCUCUGUUUUCCUUCUCUCGCCCCCCUGCGGUUCCCUGAUCCGCGCCUGCGCAGAGGACUCGGCACGGAGGUGGCCGAACUGUGGGAAGCGGCCGGAGUGGGCGCAUGGAAGACCCAAGAUUAUCUAAAGACACAGGGAAAAUGGUGGAAAAUUCACCGUCGCCAUUACCAGAAAGAGCGAUUUAUGGCUUUGUCCUUUUCUUAAGCUCCCAAUUUGGCUUCAUACUGUAUCUUGUGUGGGCUUUUAUUCCUGAGUCUUGGCUAAACUCCUUAGGCUUAACCUAUUGGCCUCAAAAAUACUGGGCAGUUGCACUGCCUGUGUACCUCCUCAUUACUGCAGUGAUUGGUUAUGUGCUCUUAUUCGGGAUAAACAUGAUGAGUACCUCUCCACUCAACUCCAUUCAUACAAUCACAGAUAACUAUGCCAAAAACCAACAGCCAAAGAAAUACCAAGAAGAGGCCAUCCCAGCAUUAAGAGAUAUUCCUAUUAGUGAAGUAAACCAAAUGUUUUUUCUUAAAGCCAAAGAACUUUACACCAAAAACUGAAUUGUACAUAGACUAAUACCAAACAUUUAUUACAAAUUUUUGAUGGAAGAAUUUCGACCGUAGUAAUUUUGACUGUCUUUCUGAUUAAUAUCCAGUAUUGAAAUGUUAAAAAAAAGAAAGAGAAAUGUAAGUUGAACUUCUCUUAGAUUAAGUUCUAUUAAUAUUAUAAAUGUUAUCAAAUAGUAGUUACUAAUAGAGUAAAUAAAAUACUACAUUACCAUAUGGCAGGUGUCCCUCCAGAGAGGCAUUCAUGUUGUAAUUUUCAAAGGGCAAUUGUGUCCUUCCCACUGUUUGUUCUUAGAAGCCCAGAAUUCAAACUCCUAGGUUUAGGAGAAGGGCACAUUUAAUGUGUGUCUCUGCCAUCAGAUUUGUGUCUCAGGGACGACUGCUUUAGAUGGGGCAGUCGACGAAAGCUGCUGCGAGGAGGCAGUUGGGGUUGAGGUUUGAUUAGCAAAAACAGGAGCCGUCGUCACAUAAAGAUUAGAGGGUCAGCAGGGAGCUUCCAGUACCGAGCAGGCAGGACAGAGACCUUGGGUGGGAAGGAGGGAAGGAGCGUGGUGUGUCCUAAGGCCAGGAGGCCAGCAGGGGGCCUAGCGCUUGCUGCUGGAGGGUGUGAGGGCUGUGAGGACCAGUGUAAGAAGUCUGAGUUCAUCUGUCAGUGUGAUGGGUUUGAGGCCCUUCACAUACUGAGCCAUUAGGAGGCUUUGAGGAAAAGUGUGUCAUGGCCUGAUCUGUGUUUUUUAAAAGCCACUGAGGGGAGUUCCCUGGCAGUCCAGUGGUUAGGACUCUGCGCUUUCACUGCAGGUUCACUCCCUGGUUGGGGAAUUAAGAUCCCACAAGCCGCUGGUUGCGGCCAAAAAAAAUAAAAUAAAAGCCACUGGGCGGUGGGUGGAGGGUAGGUUCAGGUGGGGGAAUUGGGGACAGGGAAGAGUGUGGAAGUAGGGAGACGGGUCAGGAGACAAUUGCAUUAGUCCAGGCAGAAAAUGCUUGCCGCGUAGAGCAGAGUGGUAGCUGUGGAGCUGCGGAGGAGCGCGUAGCUUUGCAGCAUUUGUUGGAGACAGCUGACUGGGUAGAUGGAUCUGAUUGUACAGGGUAGGCAGGCUACUGAGAGGAGUUGUGAUCAAGAGUCAUUCCUGGGUUUAUUUAAAUUACUGAACUGAGUAGAUGAUUGCACCUUCUACUGAAUCAGACAGAUUUGGGGAAGUGCAGUUGAGGGGGUUGGAGGAUUUGGUAACUAACUAUGGAUUAGUUUGAGCAACGCUGCCGUAUUAAUAUCUGGGUAUGUCUCGUGUAAGAUUAAGAAGCCUAGAUAGAAAUGUUUAAAAGAAACAAGCCACCCAUAACUUAGCAGGCAUAUACUCAUAGUUGGCCAGGGGGACCAAAUCUAAAUUCAUCUAGCACUCAGUGCCGCCUAUCUUUUGAUAACUUAAAUCUCUACCCAGGAUUGGAGGCACACAUUUUAAUUUAUGCAAAUUUAACUAUAUUUUCUGUAUUUAAAAAUAAAAAAGGAAAGAGAAAAGAAAAACUAAUAAUUUUAAAGAGUUGGGAAAACGAGGACUUCCAUUUCAAUAACAUAUCCCUGCCCAGUAAGCAUGAGAUGGAUAACGUGAAUCUGCUGUUUCUGUUCCCUAAUGAGUCCCAGUUCCUGUAUUAAUUUAGGGUAAGGGCACGUCACCACACUGAAGAGCAGUUUGAGGGGACCAGCCAACUCUGUCAAGGGUAGAAUGAUAAAUAAAUUGUGUCCUGUUUAUACAAUGGAAAACGACACUGCCAUGCAGACAAGAAUGAAAUUACUGCUCUACCUAGCAACGUGAGUGAAUUUCACAAUGUCGGGCAUAAAAAGCCAGAUAUAAAGGAAUAUAUACAUAUAUAUAUAUAUGUACACACACACACAUAUAUAUAUGUAUAUAUAUGUAUACUGUAUGAUGCCAUUUAUAUGAAGUUCAAAAUCAGGAAAAUAAUUUUUAAACCUAUGGUGAUAUAUAUUAGAAUAGUGGUAUUAACUAGGAGGCAGCAUGAGAGAAUCUGCUGGUGAUUUGAAAAUGCCCUACAUCUUGAUUUGGGUGGUAGUUACCUGGGAAUCACGUAUGUUUAGAAAAAUAGUUAUUAUCAUUAAGAUUUGUGCUCCUAAUGUAAGUUAUACAUCAAUAAUGAGGUAAAGAACAGUACUAUGCCCCAUCCCCAGAAAUUUUGAUUCAUUGUUCUGGAGCAGGGCCCAGGCCAGGGUAAUUUUUAAUGUCACCCAGACACUUACAACAGGCAGCCAGGGUCAGAACUUCUGCCUUCGUUGAUUGGACUUAAACUGACCCUGUGGUCAACCAGGGCAAUGGCCAUUCACUUUGGAAGAGAAAGUGGCAGUUAACAGAGCUGUCCUCUUCCCACCAAACUGGAGGCUGCAAUUCCGUUGAAGGUCAUGAUCAAUUUAGUGCACCUGCCGCUUUAUACUCAUAAAGAGUAAGAGACCCAAAGAGUUUCUGUGUAUGUGGAUUAUAUAGAGAAAUUAAAGUAGAAAUUUUAAAAAUAUUUGUUUAUAAAUAAUAAACCUGUUACAUUUUGUUGUA